GGCGUUCGUUGUUUCCCCCCAAUUAUUAUAUGUGCUUUGAAUUUGUCAAUCUUAUCUCCAAGACAAUCAGCAAGGCAAUGAUAACCAUUCUUGGAUGUGUAUCUAACGAGCCAAGGAAAGUGAAGAGGGAAAAAGAGAAGCACGAAUGGUCUCUCCGAACCAUGCAUGAACUUAUUCAGCACUCUUCCGUGGAGAGCUUUGCGGAUGGUGGUACUCGCCCACGUUACGAGACCUUCGAUCUGCCGCCACCGGAGGUUUAUGAAAUUGAGGAGAUCAGUAAGGAGGAAAAGCACAUACCUCACUUACGGAUGAUGGAGACACCGAUAUUAAUUGCCACAAAGAAUGGAAUCACAGAAAUAGUGGAAUUUAUUCUCGAACGUUUUCCGCUGGCCAUGGACGACAUGAACUGGGAUGGGAAGAAUAUUUUUCUCUUGGCAAUUGAGAACAGGCAACCUCAUUUAUACAAGCUCUUACUCGAGAAGAUAAUCAGAACCAGCAUCUUUCGUGCAGUCGACAAUGAUGGAAACACUGCAUUGCAUCUCGCUGCAAAGCUAGGAAGUCGUUCAUGGAUCAUCCCCGGUUUGAAAAUGCAGUGGGAAAUCAAGUGGUAUCAGUUCGUUAAGGAAUCUAUGCCAUUAUCUUUUUGGGCUCCCUAUAACAAGGAUGGCCUGACCGCAGACGAAGUCUUUAUGAACACACACAGUGAUCUGGUGAAAGAUGACAUACAGUGGCUAAUGAAAACCUCAGACUCAUGCACUAUUGUCACGGCUCUCAUUGCAACGGUGGCCUUUGCGACGUCAGCCAGCGUACCCGGUGGUGUUAAUGGACAAAACGGUGAACCAGUUCUCAGACAAGAACGCAUGUUUGACGUCUUUUCCAUCUCAUCACUCUUUGCGCUCUGCUUUUCAUUGAUAGCAUUGAUCACAUUCCUCGCCAUUCUCACAACUCAACACCAAGCCAUGGACUUUCGUCGUAAGGUGCCAAUGUUGCUAUUGAUGGGUUUGACUACGCUCUUUAUGUCCAUUGCAUCCAUGGUGGUAUCGUUUUGCGGCGGACAUUUCUUCAUCCUCAAAGGUGUACUGAGAGACGCGUCGGUUGUUGAAUAUUUAGUUGCGCUUCUACCAUUGAUCAUUUUUGUCACUGUGCAAUUUCCGCUCUACUUCAAUGUUUUACGAGCUACCAUUACGAAGGUGCCUGAACGUCACUACGUGGUUACUACCUAGAUCUUUAUUUGUUAUAUAUAUUACUUAUUAUUUCACACGUGUGUGUAACUGUGUUUGUGUUUGUGUUUGUGAUUUCUAUCCUUGAGUUUGGUAUUGAUGAAUAAACAUUGAAGUCAGUCAUCGUCUUCACGUGUCUUUGUGUGUUGUUUGUUUCUUAUAUGAGUGUGAAAGGCAGGCGAGGCAAUAAAAAAUUGUAAUAAUGUAACCUCUUUAUUUUCAUGAAAAGUAUGGACUACUGAUCAUGUCGGUAUUUAUUGAGUGGGUGGUUUGCUAUUGUUUUUUCUGAUCCGGAUCUACGAAGAUUAAUUUUGGAAUCUCUUUACUUUGCCGUGU
Molecule: messenger RNA, 1556 nt
Organism: Camellia sinensis
Lineage: Eukaryota; Viridiplantae; Streptophyta; Magnoliopsida; Ericales; Theaceae
Source: RefSeq, a predicted model, not a curated record